CUCUGAUCGAAAGGCCAGCUUCGCCAGUCUUCCCCAAAACCCCCAAAACUCCUCUCGUCCUCCUUCCUCUCCAGCCGCCGCCGCCGCCGCUCCCCGACGCCCGGAGCCGAGCAUGCCGGGCGCCUUCCACUCCCUCCUCCCCCUCAAACGGAAGCGCAAAUCCAAGCGCGGCCGCAGACGCAGUCACCCAAAGGAGAACGACCCCAACUCGUUCCACCUGAGAAGCUCCAGCUCCGCCUCCUCGAGAGACAUCGGAUGCCUCGUCGAGCCGCUCGGAAACCUCUUCCUCUCCGCCACCCCGCGCGGCAACCUCCGGGACGCGGGGCUGGGCGCGCUCCGGCCGCUCCCGGACGACCUGCUCCUCGACGUCCUGGGCUUCCUCCCCGCGCGCGACCUCGCGGCGCUCUCGGCCGCGUCCAAGGCGCUCUACGUCGUCGCCUCCCACGACCCGCUCUGGCGGGCGCUCGUCCUCGACGAGCUCGGCGGCGCGUUCGACUUCGCCGGGUCCUGGCGCGCCACCUACAUCGCCGCCGCCUCCCGCGGCGGCCAGGCCUACCUCAUCCCCCCGCGCGCUCUGAAGAUCAAGGGAUUCUACUCCGACUACCUCUUCCAGAGCUGGCUCUGCGCCAACAUGGAGAUGCGGCACGAGUGGCUCGCGCGGGACAACAUCGAGCGCCGCCGCGGCAUGUCCGUGGAGCAGUUCAUCGCCGAGGUCGAGGAGCCCAACAGGCCGGUGCUGCUGGAAGGGUGCAUCGAUACCUGGCCAGCGUUGCAGAAAUGGAGCAGAGACUACCUGCUGGAGAUCUCGGCGGGCAAGGAUUUCGCUGUCGGGCCAGUGAGCAUGCCAUUGGAUAGGUACUUCCGGUAUGCUGACAAUGUCCAGGAGGAGAGGCCAUUGUACCUGUUUGAUGCGAAGUUUGCUGAGAAAGUGCCGGAGAUGGGGAGGGACUAUGAGGUUCCGGAGUACUUCAGAGAGGACCUGUUUAGUGUUCUUGGGAAGGAGAGGCCGGAUUACAGGUGGGUUAUCAUUGGACCAGCAGGGUCGGGCUCAUCGUUCCAUGUCGAUCCCAACUCGACGUCGGCAUGGAAUGCUAUCGUCAAGGGGGCUAAGAAGUGGGUGAUGUUCCCACCAGAGGUUGUGCCGCCUGGUGUCCACCCAAGUGCUGAUGGAGCAGAGGUCACCAGCCCUGUGUCUAUCAUGGAGUGGUUCAUGAACUUCUAUGGGGCUUGUAAGACCUGGGAGAAGAGGCCUAUUGAAUGCGUGUGCCGAGCUGGGGAGGUGGUUUUCGUGCCUAAUGGAUGGUGGCAUUUGGUCAUCAAUCUUGAAGAGUCAAUUGCCAUUACCCAGAAUUAUGUGAGCAGGAGGAAUUUGUUGAAUGUUCUUGAUUUCCUCAAGAAGCCCAACGCAAGUGAGCUUGUCUCCGGGACUACGGACAGAGUGAAUCUGCACGACAAGUUCCGUGGUGCCAUCGAGGCUGCCCACCCUGGCAUGAUCAAGCAGCUUGAGCUUGAGGCUCAGCAGAAGGCCGCUGCUCGUAAGAAGAAAGCGUCAUUCUGGGAUUCGGCUGCCGAUGCCAAGAGUGGAGGAUUCAAGUUCUCCUUCUGAGUUUCACAACGGCAAGGUCUCUGAUCUUCAUGUUUGAGUGGAUCUGGUUUUCUUGGUAACAGUUAAGCAAUUUUGUAUGCCCAUUUUUCCUUGAGCAGUCAGCAGUACCUUCCUGGUGGACAACGAUCAUGAGCCCUCCCAUUGGCAUGGUGCUCACCGGGAAUCUAGCUAACUGAUUAUCUGAUUUAAUUUGUACCAUGAGCUGCUACAUUAGUGUCAUCCAAAUUUUUUACACAAUUCACCGCAAGAACGAUUGCAUUGCUGUGCCGUGCAACUUGUAUUCUGGUACAAUUGAGAAUACCAUGCCAAGAACAAUUGCAGUGUUUGGCAUACCAUGUAACUUGCAAAGUUGCAAUUGGAUAACUGGUUUCCUCAAGGAAAGGAAAAGGGAAUGUUGCAUUUGCCUUC
Molecule: messenger RNA, 2014 nt
Organism: Sorghum bicolor (sorghum)
Lineage: Eukaryota; Viridiplantae; Streptophyta; Magnoliopsida; Poales; Poaceae
Product: F-box protein At5g06550
Exons: 2
Coding region: 113-1606 (497 amino acids)
Cellular component (GO): nucleus
Molecular function (GO): protein binding; cis-regulatory region sequence-specific DNA binding
Source: RefSeq, a predicted model, not a curated record